Molecule: messenger RNA, 873 nt
Organism: Drosophila mauritiana
Lineage: Eukaryota; Metazoa; Arthropoda; Insecta; Diptera; Drosophilidae
Product: antigen 5 like allergen Cul n 1
Exons: 4
Coding region: 1-777 (258 amino acids)
Source: RefSeq, a predicted model, not a curated record
AUGUCGCCUUUGAUCUGCCUGGCCGUACUCCAGCUGAUUUUCCAGCUGAUCCUGGCCAAGGAUUAUUCCUGGUGUGAUCCAGAUUUAUGCGGCAAUGGCGUCAGACAUAUCGCGUGCCGAACAACUGGAAAUUUCCACAGACGCUGCCAGCCAGAUGCAGUCCAAGUGGAUGUAAGCCGGCACAAGGCGGAUUUCCUGCAUGCCCACAAUAAGAGGAGGAACUUCCUGGCUCUCGGAAAAGUACCAGGAUAUUAUCCCGCCGCCAGAAUGGCCACAAUGGUGUGGGACGACGAGCUGCAGUACCUGUCCAUGCUGAAUACCCGCACCUGUAAGCUGGACCACGAUGAUUGCCACAACACCUACCGGUACGCCAACUCGGGUCAGAAUCUGUGUGCCGUGUGGCGUCCACGAAGUCCACAUGUGAAUGUGACCAGCUUGGUGGAGGAGUGUCUGGGUCUCUGGUUCAACGAAUUCGAUUUGAUUGACAGCAGCUUCAUCGAUUCCUUCAAAGUCACACCCAUAUUUGAGGACUAUGGUCACUUUGCCGAGAUAAGUGUGGACAAGAACUUCGCCGUGGGCUGCUCCAUCAUGAGAUUCACUCGACCCGACUAUCCAUCCGUGUACAUCUACAACUUCAUCUGCAACUAUGCUUCACUCUACGCCCUGGGUGCUCCAGUUUAUGAGACUGGGCGAGCUGCCUCCCGUUGCACCACGGGCAAGAGCCACUUCUAUCCGGGAUUAUGUUCCACCCGCGAGGUGUACGAUCCCAAUUGGUAAUAGUUCGCCACUCCAGGGGGAUUCCCUCCACUCAGGUACAACUGCCAAGAGUAUUUAGUAGCCCGUAGCUUUAGAUCGAAUACAAGCCAAUAAAUG